This is a messenger RNA of Cavia porcellus (domestic guinea pig), 3302 nucleotides long. RefSeq names its product solute carrier family 25 member 24 (gene Slc25a24). The transcript has 10 exons. Bases 72 to 1499 code for a protein of 475 amino acids. Gene Ontology annotation, molecular function: ATP transmembrane transporter activity; calcium ion binding. Lineage: Eukaryota; Metazoa; Chordata; Mammalia; Rodentia; Caviidae. The record is from RefSeq and is a predicted model, not a curated record. Gene Ontology annotation, biological process: ADP transport; transmembrane transport; ATP transport. Gene Ontology annotation, cellular component: mitochondrial inner membrane.
GCCCCACCACCCCGCCCGGCCCGGCCUCUGCGGCGCGGCCCACUUCCUCGGUGGCCGCGGGCUGCGGGAACAUGCUGCGCUGGCUGCGGGGCUCCGCGCUGCCCCGGGCCGCCUGCCAGGAUGCGGAGCCGCCCACGCGCUACGAGAGCCUCUUCCGGGCCCUGGACCGCAACGGGGACGGCGUGGUGGACAUCGGCGAGCUGCAGCAGGGGCUCCAAAGCCUGGGCAUCCCGCUGGGCCAGGACGCCGAGGAGAAAAUUUUUACAACUGGAGACAUCAACAAAGAUGGGAAGCUGGAUUUUGAAGAAUUUAUGAAGUACCUUAAGGACCAUGAGAAAAAAAUGAAAUUGGCAUUUAAGAGUUUGGACAAAAAUAAUGAUGGAAAGAUUGAAGCUUCAGAAAUUGUUCAGUCUCUCCAGAUACUGGGUCUCACUAUUUCUGAAAAACAAGCAGAGUUAAUUCUUCAAAGCAUUGAUGCUGAUGGGACAAUGACAGUGGACUGGAAUGAAUGGCGGGACUACUUCUUGUUUAAUCCUGUUACGGAUAUUGAGGAAAUUAUCCGUUUCUGGAAACAUUCUACCGGAAUUGACAUAGGGGAUAGCUUAACUAUUCCAGAUGAAUUCACAGAAGAUGAGAAGAAGUCUGGACAGUGGUGGAGGCAGCUUUUGGCGGGCGGUAUUGCUGGUGCUGUCUCACGAACAAGUACUGCUCCUUUGGAUCGCCUGAAAGUCAUGAUGCAGGUUCACGGUUCAAAAUCAAUGAACAUAUUUGGUGGCUUUCGGCAGAUGGUUAAAGAAGGAGGUAUCCGUUCCCUUUGGAGAGGAAAUGGAACAAAUGUCAUUAAAAUUGCUCCUGAGACAGCUGUUAAGUUCUGGGCAUAUGAACAGUACAAGAAGUUGCUUACUGAGGAAGGACAAAAGAUAGGAACCUUUGAGAGAUUUAUUUCUGGUUCCAUGGCUGGAGCAACUGCACAGACUUUUAUUUAUCCCAUGGAGGUUUUGAAAACCAGGCUGGCUGUAGGCAAAACUGGCCAAUAUUCUGGAAUGUAUGAUUGUGCCAAGAAGAUUUUGAAGCAUGAAGGCUUGGGAGCUUUUUACAAAGGUUAUGUUCCCAAUUUAUUAGGUAUCAUACCUUACGCGGGCAUAGAUCUUGCUGUGUAUGAGCUUUUGAAGUCCCAUUGGUUGGAUAAUUUUGCAAAAGACUCUGCCAACCCCGGUGUCAUGGUGUUGCUGGGAUGUGGUGCCUUAUCCAGCACGUGUGGCCAGCUGGCCAGCUACCCCUUGGCUUUGGUGAGGACUCGCAUGCAAGCUCAAGCCAUGGUAGAAGGAGCCCCACAGCUUAACAUGAUUGGCCUCUUCCGACGAAUAAUUUCCAAAGAAGGAAUACCAGGACUUUACAGAGGCAUCACCCCCAACUUCAUGAAGGUGCUCCCUGCUGUAGGCAUCAGUUAUGUGGUGUAUGAAAAUAUGAAGCAAACUUUAGGGGUGACUCAGAAAUGACAUACGGAAGUUUUUGCUUCAGAACGACUAUUAACAUUUUCUACAAUCUCUUCAAUGUCUCCUUAGAAUUGCAACAUGUUCAUGACAAAAGAAACUGUAUUUUUUCCACAAAAUGGAAGAGCAUUUCAUAAAUUACUUCAAAUAUUUGGGUUCGAUUUUGUGUAUUAAGAAAUUAUGGUUUUAAUGGUUUUUGAAGAAACCACAUAAUUGUAUCUUUUUUGUGAUUUGUUCUUAUGCAAAUGUGUGCCGUGAAUCCUAAGUCUGAAAAUGCACUUCCUUGAAUUAAAUUUGCUUUGCAUGGUACAAUUAUAAAUCACAAUUCUUUAUUUUGGUUGGUUCAGCUGUAUGUCAGUUCCUUUAUAAAGGAAUUGUUGUCUUUAGAACUGAUCAAUGUUAAGACUUGUUUUAUGUAUUCUGAAUGCCUUUGAAGACUUGUAAAAUUUUACCAACAGAGCUAUUAAUAGAAAAUCAUUGUACCUAAAAUAUACUUUAUGGCAGCUAAACAAGAAUAGAGUUUAUGUUCUUGUGUUUCUUCAAGUGGAUGAGAAAUGAACAUAAGUGGCAGAAUUCAUGAUGGAGAGUACUAAAAUAAUUUUAGUGAACACUUUCUGUCUUACUUGCAUUGUUAUUUGGUUCCUAGGAUUACAUUCUAAUUGUCUUAUUUGCUACUAAAUUAUCAACACAAGACACCUUAUUUCAAAGAUUCUGUUUAUUUUGUCUUUGCUUUGAAAAGUAGCAGGGAAUGAAACCCUUUUACUUGCAUCAGUUUCUGAAGAGCAUCUCUCUGUUUGUCCUUUGUUUCCUACUAUUUGAAUGAGAUUUUGUUUUAAUCAGGAAGGAUUCUUGGGACCAUUCUUGGUAGUCUUUUUAAUGACCUGACGUGGGUUGAGCAUGAGUGAAUAUUACAUGCUCAUUUCCUCCUCACUGGUGGAUUUCUUUGAACCUGCUGUUUUCAGUUGGGAGGCAUAAAGUUAAGAGAACAGUGCAUAGUGAUAUUAGUAUGUAUUAAUCUUAUGCAUUAGACAUCCAGAGUUAAAUGAAGGGCCUGAUUUGUGAACAUAUACAUCCAUAUUUUAACAUGCCUCAAGUUUUAGGAACAUGUUAGAAAAUUAUAAAAUUUGUAGCUUUUAAAAAAUUUUACUGAAGUCAUUUUUAUAGUCAGUCAUCUUUUCUGAUUUGUGAUUAGAACUUAAAAUGUAUUUAUUAGUUGAGAUUAUUCUUUCUUAACACUUUUUAGCCUUAUUUAGUUUCUAAUACUAUGUGAUAUAAAUUGCAACAUUUUCACAAAAAUCUAUUGAUGUAAUAGACAUUUAUUUUAUUUGAACCUACCUCUUUUAUUUUGGGAACCAAAGAGAAAAAAUGGAUUUGCAUUUGUGAAACAUAUUCUAAAAUAUAGUUUCAGUUAUAUUACUUAUACUUCAUGAAAGUCUUGAUAUUUUUAUACUAGGUAAUAAUCAUGGAACUCUAUCUACAGGGUUAUUUGUACUUUCGAGUAAUACAUAAAACAUUAAAGUGUAUUAUUAUAUUAGCUCUUUUUCUCAAAAAUAUAGAAAUGAACUGCUACCAUUUAUGAAAUUUCUGCUGGUGAAAAACAUGAAAAUACUCAUAGUUCAUUAUGAAUUUAAUUUGUUACUUGUUGAACAUUGGUAAGGUAUGAAUGUGAUUUAUCUAUGCUUGUUGUAUCUUUUAAAAAAUGAUCUUGUAUCUUUUAGAAAAAUGCCUCAAGUUGAAGAUUGCUUGCUUCUAGUAUUUUGUGCAUAUUUACUUUCUCUUUUAUAUUAAAAAUGUUUAUUUUUAACAUGA